CGGAAACACACGAAGAAGAGAUAAAAACCAGCAGGAGGACACGAUUCACAACACAUGUGUUUAUUAAAAUUAACCAGGUUUUCUUCUGGAAGUCCGCAAAAACGUGCAAAUGGACGAAGCGCUUGUUCGAGCCAAGAUUCCUGGUGACCUGGUGAAGGUUCUCGGUGUUGAGUCUCAGACCAGCUCUAAAGCAGAGGCCUUCACCCAGGCUUUCCUGAAGAACAGCAUCCAGCAGCACACACGCCAUGACCUGAAGACCAUGCUGAGUCACAAGGCUGUGAUCCUGGGCUACGCCAGGCCCAAGAAGGAGAAGAAGAGGAACAGCAAGAAAGCCAAAGGACUGAACGCUCGGCAAAAGAGAGCGAUGAAGAUCUUCCACAUCAAGCCUGAACACCAGAAAUACGAGCUUUUCCUGCCUCUGCAUGACCUCUGGAGACAGUACAUUAUUGACCUGUGCAGUGGAUUGAAACCAACAUGCAGUCCACAGUUUGUGCAGCAGAAGCUUUUGAAAGCAGACUUCCAUGGUGCCAUCAUCACAGUGGUUCGGUCCAAAUGCCCGUCAUAUGUGGGGACGACAGGGAUUCUAGUCCAAGAGUUCAAACAUGUCUUCAAAAUCAUCACCAAAGAGGACAAACUGAAAGUGAUCCCCAAGAGGAACAGUGUGUUUGCAGUGGAGAUCAACGGCUUUGUCUCUCACAUCUACGGGAGCAAGUUCGAGCAGCGAGCCAGUGAACGCUCAGCCAAGAAGUUCAAAGUCAGAGGAACCAUUGACUUGUGAUGGCAGCGAGUGUGAUACAGGAUGCGGUGCAGACAUUCCACACUGACAUGAAGAGACACUUGUAUUGCCCUCUACUGGCCAUCAGAAGGAACUGCAAUGACAGAUUUAUGAAUGUGCAUUGGUCAUUUAUAACAUGAGGUAAAUCACCAAACUGAGAUCAUUCUGAUGAUGUCAAGGCCAUGUAUAAAGGGUCUAACAAAGUGUGUUGCAUUAUGGGAGAGUCAUAAAAAGAGAUGGCUCAUGUAUGGAGAAAAUACUGCUGUCAGAUAGCAGUGGUUGACUUUAUCAGUUUUAGUAUUUAUAAUUUUGUUAUAAUGUACAGUAGAGGCCAGAGAAGAAAGUCUGUCUUCACCUUUUUUUUUGUUUUCAGGAAUUAUCAUGCAGGACUUCUUUGUGCCUUUUUAGAACAGAAAAUGUGAAACAUGGUGGGAUGUGAGCUUUUUCUGCCAGAAUAAAAUAAUAGUGUAAAUGUUGA
Messenger RNA from Thunnus maccoyii (southern bluefin tuna), 1253 nucleotides. It is a transcript of the gene pop4, whose product is annotated as POP4 homolog, ribonuclease P/MRP subunit. Gene Ontology annotation, molecular function: ribonuclease P RNA binding. The coding region runs from base 110 to 778 and encodes 222 amino acids. Gene Ontology annotation, biological process: rRNA processing; tRNA 5'-leader removal. The transcript is spliced from 7 exons. Lineage: Eukaryota; Metazoa; Chordata; Actinopteri; Scombriformes; Scombridae. Gene Ontology annotation, cellular component: ribonuclease P complex; ribonuclease MRP complex. The record is from RefSeq and is a predicted model, not a curated record.